This is a messenger RNA of Phytophthora nicotianae INRA-310, 1151 nucleotides long. RefSeq lists its product as hypothetical. The transcript has a single exon. The record is from RefSeq and is a predicted model, not a curated record. The coding region runs from base 289 to 978 and encodes 229 amino acids. NCBI's taxonomy places the organism in Eukaryota, Oomycota, Peronosporomycetes, Peronosporales, Peronosporaceae.
ACUAGGUCUACGCACUCAGAUCCCACCAAAUGCCUCUCCAAUGACGCUUUCGGCACGAAAUGCUCGUUCAAACCCUCUCCACAGGACACGAACUCCACCGGAGGCUCGAUUUUCACCCCCGUUGUCUCUAAUAGCGUCUGCAGCGCAUCUGACACCUGCGUUGCGUACGCCGUGUAGGCAUCCGCCAUCUUGGGAGCCAGUGAAUUUGAUUGUACCAUUUCCGUACAUUUUGAUUGCACCAAACAGCUCUUGAUUGGCUAGAAUAAUGAAAUAAAGCUGUUUGGUUGGAUGAAAAGAAGGAGAAAACGCACUGAUCGAGAACAAAAGGCGGCAAACAUAGUCGACCAGUCCGAGAUGGAGACCCCUGCGACCGAGACGCCUGCGCUUCCGAUGCCCACCCCCCUGCAGGCCACAGAGAUGGCGCUAGUGGCCCUCCCUAUGCCAGAGAUACCCGUGAUGGCGCCUACUAAAUUGCCAGAAAUGCCACUGGAAGCGCCGCCCAAACUGGAGGAUGUUGCUUUGGAAAUCCCGGUCGAAACGUUAGCUGUGGAAUCGUCGGCCAAGUCGCCCAAAGAUAAGCGGAAAAAUCUCACAGACCAGCAACGUGUGGCAAUCGUCCACUAUCUAUUAGCGAACAGUGCUGGAGGACGACUCAAGCACGGGGAUAUGAAGGCUGCUGCCACUUACUUUGGGGUGCACCGAGCUACGAUCCGUCGGCUGUGGAAACUGCACACGGCUUCAAGUACGACGGACGGACUGGCAGGCAACGUCGCCAGUCGGAUCAAAGGCCACUCAGGGCGGAAACCGAAGGUGCCGGACGAGGAGCUCAAGGUUCGCAUUGCGGCGGUGCCAGCGGAGCGCCGAAUGACGGGAAGAGGACUCUCGACGGCCCUUGGAGUGAGCAACAGUGUGGUGGUGCGGCUGAUCAAGAGCGGCAAGCUGCGACGUCACCCCAAGAAGCUGCACUACAUUAUGUGAAGAAGAAGAAGCAAGACAGCUUCAACAAGUUGAACCAUCUUUUUACUUGUCCUUGAUAUUCUGUUUCCUAGUUCUCUGGAUUUUAUAUUCUGCGGGAUUGCAAUGAGGUCAGAAUCCUCUCAAUCAUAAAACACCGUCUAAAUGCACGACCAGAUCAAAAAUAUAGAGAGUUA